Suillus paluster is the source of this 900-nucleotide messenger RNA. RefSeq lists its product as uncharacterized. The coding region runs from base 1 to 900 and encodes 299 amino acids. The transcript has 7 exons. The record is from RefSeq and is a predicted model, not a curated record. Lineage: Eukaryota; Fungi; Basidiomycota; Agaricomycetes; Boletales; Suillaceae.
AUGCCACUUCAAACAAAUCUCAAUGAUCUAUGCAAUGAUCAAUCUUUGAUGGAGGAUGUAUGGAUCACCCCUUCAAUGGGUGAUGUUCCUCGUUGGCUAGAGGACCAAGAUAUUCACGACGGAAUUCGUGCAAUGUUGAAGAGAGAUAGAUGUAUUGAAGAGCAGUGGUGUCUUGGGCUGGAGGCAGACAAUCUCUGCAGAUGGGUCAGUGACAAGCUUUUGGCAAUAGAACUUGCCCUUUUGACACCUGGUAUGCAAUUUGCAUCUCGCACAGUGGAUGCUGUAUCCCUUGUUCAAAAGCUAUCAGGUGUCUCUAGAGGGUGUCCACUUCAAUGGAUCAAUACAUUUGCUGUCUCAUAUGUUAUACCUACUGAGGAUGAAGAGCCUAAACCAGAAGUGUUUGUUGAAACUGAUCACACUGCUUUACUACUUGAAGACACCAUCCUUGUGGACAUCCUGACUGCUAGAGUCACUGGAGCAUUACUUGUUCUGAUGGCAUGUCAUUCGACCAAAGGCCUCUACCGGAUGCAGGGAUCAUUAUUCCAGGCACCAUCAAGACACAAGUAUCUGCUCCUCACCACAGAUGUCCUCAUCAAUUUUGCUGAGCGGAAGCCUUGGAAACUGGAUAUUAAGGACAUCAUGAAACUGAUUGCUCGUCUUUUGAGCAUCACUCAACAACGCAAUCACACCAUUCAUGUCAACAUCAACUUUGAUGGAUGGGUUGCACGUCCUCUGAUGACUGAAGCAGUCCAAACACACAGUUUUGACUGCGGUGUCUGGGUGCUUGCUGUGAUUGCAGCAACACUACAUGGGAACCACUGCACGAGUCUUGGAGAGGAAGACAUGCACAUUUUUCGUCAUUAUCUAAGAACACUCAUACUUCAGAUUCCAGUAUUCUAG